This is a messenger RNA of Seriola aureovittata, 2565 nucleotides long. RefSeq names its product nuclear factor 7, brain-like. The record is from RefSeq and is a predicted model, not a curated record. NCBI's taxonomy places the organism in Eukaryota, Metazoa, Chordata, Actinopteri, Carangiformes, Carangidae. Gene Ontology annotation, molecular function: zinc ion binding; protein binding. The transcript has a single exon. Bases 99 to 1496 code for a protein of 465 amino acids.
CAGGGAGAAAGACUCAAACUAACCUGGAGGUUGGAGGCACGUCGACUGACUGAUGCUUUUCUAGUCUGAGCCAUCAACCUGCUGUGUUUUCAGCUCCAAUGGCUUCCAGAUUAGAGCAGGAUCUCUGCUGUCCCAUCUGCCAUGGAAUCUUCAAUGAUCCUGUCAUCCUGUCAUGUCGCCACAGCUUCUGUAAAGACUGUCUGCAGAGCUGGUGGACGGACAGAGUGGCUCACGAUUGUCCAAUUUGCAGGAAGAGAUCUUCAAUGGAAUUCCCUCUGUGUAAUAUUGUGUUAAGGAACCUGUGUGAGACCUUCUUACAGGAGAGAGAUCAUGGAUCUUCAGAGGCUCUCUGCAGUCUGCACUCUGAGAAACUCAGACUCUUCUGUCUGGACCAUCAGCAGCCAGUGUGUCUCGUCUGCAGAGACUCAGAGACACACAGCGACCACAGAUUCAGACCCAUCGAUGAAGCUGCUCCACAACACAAGAAGGAACUUGAAGAAACUCUGGGGCCCUUAAAGGAGAAGUUAAAUGCUCUUAAUGAAGUUAAAGUGGAGUUUGAUCAAACAGCAGAACACAUUAAGGUCCAGGCCCGACACACAGAGACGCAGAUCAAGGAGCAGUUUAAGAAGCUUCACCAGUUUCUAGAAGAGGAAGAGGAGGCCAGGAUGGCUGCACUGAGGGAGGAAGAGGAGCAGAAGAGUCAGGUGAUGAAGGAGAAGAUGGAGGCUCUGAGCAGAGAGAUAGCAGCUCUUUCAGACACAGUCAGAGCCACAGAGGACGAGCUGAGAGCUGAAGACGUCUCAUUCCUGCUCAGCUACAAGGCUGCAGUGGACAGAGUCCAGCAGCGCCCCCUGCUGGAGGAUCACCAGCUGGGCUCAGGAGCUCUGGUAGACCAGGCCAAACAUCUGGGCAACCUGACCUUCAACAUCUGGAACAAGAUGAAGGACCUGGUCUCCUACAGUCCUGUGGUUCUGGGCCCAAACUCUGCUGAUCCAGAACUAAUCCUGUCUGAGGAUCUGACCAGUGUGAGAUGUGGAGAGAGACAGAAGCUUCCUGACAAUCCAGAGAGGAGGAGGUGCUGUCGCUGCUCUGUCCUGGGCUCUGAAGGCUUCGACGCUGGGACUCACAGCUGGGACGUCGAGGUUGGAGACAGCACAGACUGGGAACUGGGUGUGUUCUCAGAGUCUGUCAGGAGGAAAGGACACUUGUGGACCGGGUUGUGGACAGUAGGUUUCUCUGAUGGUAAAUACAAAGCUCACUCCACUUUACAUCCAUCCAGUGUUUUCCUACUGAAGAAGAAGCCCCAGAGGAUCAGAGUGAGUCUGGACUGGGAGGCCGGAAAAUUGUCUUUUUGUGAUCCCGACACUGACGCACAUGUACACACCUUCACCGACACUUUCAGUGACAGAGUGUUUCCGUACAUUUGGAAUGUGAAAAAUGUCACCUUGAAGAUUUUACCAGUCUCCGUCUCUGUGGCUGUAGAUCAGCAGAGUUAAGAGCCAGAGUUGAUCCGUUUUAUAUCACUUAUCUUAAAGUAAUCGUCCGUAUUAUGAGGAAUUAUUGUUACUGCGGAGUGCUGACAAAAUGUCAUAUUAAUAAUUGUCCCUGCUGGUUUUCAUUGACACGUUGGUGAAACGGUUAUUAAACUGUUUUCUAUGUGGUAUUAAAAAUGAACUUGGUGAAUCCUCCUGAAACCCUGAUCACAGCUUGGGUCUAAGUUCAUUAAUAAUUAUUAUUUGUAUAUAGUAGUUGGAUUCAUCAGGUUAGUGGCUGAGGGAAGUCUGAUAGGUCGACCAAGCUGACACACAAACGCACACACACCUUAACACACACUUUCACUGGCAGACUAUUUCCAUACAUGUGGAUGGGGAGUGGAGAUUUUACCAGUGACGGUGAAUGUGACGGUACGACAACACUGGUGAUGAUGAUGGUGAUGCCACGCUCAUAAACUCUUUGGGGUCAUUUUGCCCACAUUGAGGAUUUUAACAUGUCUACGUGUCACUGUUCUAUAAUAGAUUUUGUCUGAUCUAAUUCUAAAAUGUGUUUUGCGUUUUGUGUUUAAUGGAUGAAUCCCUCGUUACUUCGUUGUUCUGCUUAUGUCGCAGCGGCCAUGUUAACUUGUCAUAGUAGGAAAGUCACAUGGAGCCAACCUGCACAAAACAAGACCCUCCAUCUAGAUCAUCAUUUUUACACAUGCGAUUUUCCUGUUGUGACGUGUUGAGAUAUCUUCCAUUUAAAAGGCUUUUCAGAAACUCCAAUGAUUUUGUUUGAAGGUAUCGUAAAUUACACUGAUACAGAUUCCAAGUUGAGAUUUAAUUUAGUUUUUUUUAUAAGAGCAUGGGAUGAAUGUGUGACCAUGUGAUCUACAUCUGUAACAACAAAGAAACAACCUGUGAAAACAGCAAUACAUGCACCUGCUUCUAGUUUAAAAAUGUAAAUUAAUUUCCUUUUAAAUUAAUGUCUCUGUUGCUCUGGUGUUAAUGUUAACUUUUAUGUUUUUGUGCUCCACUUUCAUGCUACAACCCUUUUUUUAUAUAUAUAGUUGUCAUUUAUUCAUAAAGGUUU